CGCGAAAACUGAAAAGUUGUUUUCGACAAUAAUUUUAUGAGAAAAUUUGUGUAUUUUGUGCAAUUCUGUAAAAUUUCUUAACUCCGGUGUUUAGAAAUUGUCAUCCAGUACUAAUUUCUACCGGCGCGUGUUAAAAUCCGGCUCGAUUGUGUGCGGUUUCCGGUGUAUCCGCUUCGGUUUCUCUACUUCGGGGGUGUUUGUUUACGGUUUUUCGGUUUCGGUUCACGUUCGCGUUUGUGUUCUCGUUUAUCUCGGUGGUCGUUCGUACGGAGGUAUUUGGGUGAAACUCGAAGGAUGCCACCACGUAAAAAGUCCACAAGCAGCACGGAAUCCAGCACCGCCAGCUCAUCGGAUUCGAGUUCCAGUGAUAGUAGCUCGAGUGGAAGCGAUUCCGGAAGCUCCAGCAGCGAGAGUGAUUCUUCCAGCUCGCAGGAGGCGACCACUACUCGCAUGAGCCAGAACAACACGGGUGCCAAUGCUCCGAAAACUAACGAGAAAGUCGUUCGUCGUAGAAGUUCGGAAACGGGAGCAUUGGCUGCCAAGCAAACUGCUGGUGCAGUAGCAGCAGCAGCAGCAGCAGCAGCAGGGAAAGACACUGAUAAAACUGGUUCGCAAAAGCAGGCCAAUCCGAAGCAACAAAAGCUUUCCAAGAGUUCGGUUUCUUCGAGUGAUGAUGAUUUUGCGGCGGAGACUAAACCAGCUGCACCACCGAUCGUUCAGAAGAAGGUUCAACAGGCAGAGGCAGCCAAAAAGAAAGCUCAGGAAAAGCAAGCUGCAGGUCAGGGAAAUACUCCACUUCCGGUUGUUCCUCCAAUAACAGGCGGCAAGGUACCGCCAUCGGUCAUUAAACAACAGCAACAGGCGCAGCAUGCUCAACACCAGCAAAGCAAGACGGCACCGAUCACGAAGGCAGCGGCUAAAGCAAGUGUCGUCACGAAGGAAGCUUCCAAAGCCAAUGUUCCCGUUGCCAAAAAGGGUCCAAGCCCGGCUCUGUCCGCUCCGGCUACGAAGGCCAAAAAGAAGAGUAUAUUUUCGCCAGUAAAUUCUUCGGAGUCGGAUGAAGAUAAGGAAAAGCCUGAGCAGAAGACACGUCGGACGUCUAGUUCCAGUUCGGUAGGGGCCGCUGGAACUGGGUCUGUUGGAGGUCAAGCGACCCAGCCUAGUAAGGAACAGACUGCCUCUGGAGCACAGCCGGCUGGGGGAACCACAGCUCAACAGCAACGAGGUCGUGGUCGUCCUCGAAAGACUCCAGCCGCUGCUACUACCGGACCUGUGACAAAACCAGUCGCUCAGGUCAAACCUCAAGUAACGGCGGCGCCAGCAAAAACUCCUGCCUCAACUACUCAAAAGCAACCGGCACAGCAACAGCAGCCACAGCAAAAGUUAGAAGAUGAUAUCUCUUCGGCCACCACAUCCUCCACAGAUUCAUCCUCAUCCGGAUCGUCGGAUUCGGAUUCCGACUCAUCGGAGGAUUCCACUCCAUCGACCUCGGCUGCUCAGCAACUGAAGAAAAGCAACAGCGGUGUGAAGCGUCCGUUAGAGCGUACUCCGCAAAAAUCUGAGGUCAAAGAAGGAGCUACUGAUUCCGAGGGUGAAAAGGGUGACCCGAGUAAGCAAACUCGUAAGCUGACAAGAUCUUCGAGUACCAGAAAAUCCAAACACCUCAUUGGUAAGAAUGCCUCGGAGACGGAAUCGGACGCAGACAGCGUCAAGCGUUCCGCAUCAAAGAGUCCCGUCAAGAAGGCACCAACUGCUCCGGCCAAAGCCAAAGGUAAGGCCAAAAAUAGCAGCAAGAAAAAGGACGCUGUCGUCAAAGAGCUUUUAAUUGAGGAACCGGAACCGGAACCGGUCGAAAAUCGUUGUCCUCUGCUACAUUGCGAGUCAACUGGUCAUUUGGGAGGUCAAUUCGAACGUCACUUUACUCUGGAAGGCUGCCCCAUGUUCCACAAUAUGACAGCACAGCACACUAAAGAAUUCCUCCAGGAACGGAAGCGCCGUGAAGAGGAACGAAAGAAAGCCGUUCCGGUUUAUGAGAAUUCCAAAAAGAUUCAAACGCCGGAACAGAAAAUCUACAUGCAGAAGAUCCGCGACAUGCGAGCCAAAUUUAAGCCGAAUCCACCUCCGGUGGAAAAGCCACGACCAAUGGCAGAGCGACUGGAGAACGAGAUCGACCUGGAACCGCGGCUGGAUGGAAUCGUCCCGGAUUACGAUAUGCAGCUGUUCCGGGAAGCCCAGGCCACGGCUAGUGAGGGGUUCGAAAACGAAGUGAAGGACAUGGUCACCGGCAAGGGAACGCGGUACAUUUCGAUGGGCCGCAAUUGCAUGCAAGUGUGGUACCAGAGUCCCUAUCCGGAUGAUGUGGCUCGGCUGCCGAAGCUGUAUCUGUGUGAGUUUUGUUUGCGGUAUCAGAAGUCGGAAGUGGGCAUGAAGCGGCAUGCGGCCAAGUGCGUCUGGAGACAUCCACCGGGUGACGAGAUUUACCGCAAGGGUAAGCUCGGCGUCUGGCAGGUGGAUGGAAAGCGGCACAAGCAGUACUGCCAGCAUUUGUGUCUGUUGGCGAAGUUUUUCCUGGAUCACAAAACGCUGUACUACGACGUGGAACCGUUUCUGUUCUACGUGAUGACCCUGGCCGACAGCGAUGGAUGUCACACGGUGGGGUACUUUAGCAAGGAGAAAAACUCCUUCCUGAAUUACAACGUAUCCUGCAUACUGACGCUACCCCCCUAUCAGCGCAAGGGUUACGGCCGACUGCUAAUAGAUUUCAGCUACAUGCUGACACGUGUUGAGGGAAAGAUUGGAUCUCCGGAAAAACCAUUGUCCGAUCUUGGGCUGAUCUCGUAUCGAUCGUACUGGAAGGAUGUGCUGCUGGCGUACCUCUGUUCGCGACCCGGGACAACGCUCAGCAUCAAGGACAUAUCGCAGGAAAUGGCCAUCAAUUCGUACGAUAUCGUCAGCACACUUCAGGCCCUCGGAAUGAUGAAGUACUGGAAGGGUAAACACAUCAUACUGAAGAAGCAGGACGUCCUCGAGGAGUACGAGGAACGAGUCAAACGGCGAGGCAACAUGCCCAAGAUCGAUCGCAGCUGCCUCAAGUGGACACCGUUCGUUGCACCGACUCCAUCGACGCCGACCUCCUAGCGCCAGUCGUACCAUCAUCAUCAUCAUCACCAUCAUCACCACCACCAUCCUUAUCAUCAUCAUUACCAGCAGCAACAGCAGCAGCAUCAGCAGCAGCAACAGCAGCAGCAGCAUCAGUAUAACAAUCAUUACCAUCCCUACAACAACCAUCAACAUAAUAAUAUUAACAACAACAACAAUAGUUACGGGGCCAACUAUAACUAUAUGGCGAGCGUUUUACAGUGAUGCGGAAAUAGUUAAGCCUGGCGCCUACCUUUGAUGUUUUGACGUGUGUUUCGAUGAAAGAUGUGUGUUGAAUGGAAGAUGAAUUUUCUAUCUGAUAUUUAGUACUGACAUAUAUAUGGUUUAAGCGUGAGUAAAUGAAAAAAAUAGGCAUAAGUUACACGGAUAUAGUAUUAGUGCAUUUAUAAAUAGAUUGUACAAAUUUAGUAGGAGUUUUAGGCAUAUUUUGUUGUCUUAUGAAUGUAAAAAAAUCGUCUUCUGUUUAUGAUCUUGUUACCAUUUUUUUUCGUUUAAAUUUUGUUUAAUGUAUAUUUUAAUUUAGCACAACCGAUUUAACGGUUGGAAGGUUGUUUUUUUUUUUUCAAUUUAAUUAACUUGAAUUGUAUUAUAUUUUAACGUGGAUAACAUCAACACUCAUGGAUGGAUAUCUUGUAAAAUUAAGACAUUGGAUAUGUAUCAUAUAGGAAAUUGAACGAGCAACAGUAGUUAUCAGUUUUUAAUCUAUCAGUAACUAAUUUAAUUGACGAUAGCAUAUAAACCCACAGAGUACUCCCACACGAGAAAUGUAAGAUUCUCUUCAAGUAUUGUAUAAAAGAUAUGUGGAAAAUGUAAUACAUCAUUGCAUUUGAAGAUUCUUUAAACCGGACGUCGAAAGACAUAUCGAAAAAAAAAAAAAAUUAUAUGAUUAAUGUUAGCAAAUGAUAUGACUUCAGCUGAUGAUUAAUGUUAGCAUAUGAUAUGACCAACGCAGAAAUUCGUUUUAUGAAGGUUUUGUUCGGAUAACUUGAUCCUAUACAUAUUUAUUUCUCUCAACAGACAUGCUAGUGAUCAGUAGAUCCCAUUUGUGAUCUUAACUCUAACAAUUAUUCGAUUGAAAGUACGUUGCAAUGGGGGGUUUCAUCCGGUAAUUUUGCCGUAUUUUAAUUUCAAAAUAAUUUCUAAAAAACCCAAAUGUGGUUAAAAGUGAGUAGGAGUGAUAAAUAAAGUAAGCUAUGUCAAUUGGGUCUGCUUUGCUUCAAAUUUUGGAACUCACGAACCGAUUACCGAAAUUAUCUGAUAGAUUUGAUUUCAAUAUAAAAAUACGAACAGCCCCUAGUUGCAAUCCGAUGAUGCCAACUCUUAUGAGGAGAAUCCUAGAGGAGAACUAUUUCCAUUACUCAGAAAAGUACCUGAUUCUGGAUGAAGAAAAAGAUGAAUAGGCUUAUCCGUCAGUUAGAGUAGAUUAGUGACAAGGGAUUUUGUGGCCACUAGACGGAUCUUCAAGGUGUCCAUGCGAAUCAAAUGACCAGUGACAGGCCAAAUAGGAUAACAAAAUAACAAUUUAAGUCCCUACCUUCUCCGAUUUGCAUGAAAAUUAGCAAAAUUAUGUGUUAUGGAAUGAUUUUUUGCAAAAA
Ochlerotatus camptorhynchus is the source of this 4754-nucleotide messenger RNA. It is a transcript of the gene chm, whose product is annotated as chameau. The transcript is spliced from 9 exons. The record is from RefSeq and is a predicted model, not a curated record. Gene Ontology annotation, biological process: positive regulation of transcription by RNA polymerase II; negative regulation of DNA-templated transcription. Lineage: Eukaryota; Metazoa; Arthropoda; Insecta; Diptera; Culicidae. Gene Ontology annotation, molecular function: histone acetyltransferase activity; zinc ion binding; transcription coregulator activity. Gene Ontology annotation, cellular component: nucleus; chromatin. The coding region runs from base 295 to 3138 and encodes 947 amino acids.